Molecule: messenger RNA, 945 nt
Organism: Alternaria atra
Lineage: Eukaryota; Fungi; Ascomycota; Dothideomycetes; Pleosporales; Pleosporaceae
Exons: 1
Coding region: 1-945 (314 amino acids)
Source: RefSeq, a predicted model, not a curated record
AUGGCCCUUUUCUCACCCUCAAUAUCCGCUCUCCACACUCUAAAAUCAACACCAAAAACCAUCCUCAUAACAGGAGGAUCCUCCGGCAUAGGUCUCGCAACAGCAACCCUCCUCUCUACCCUAAACCCCUCCCACAACCUCGUCCUCCUCGACCUGCAACCCCCACCCAAGUCCUUCACCCACUCCUCCUCGAACCUGCUGUUCCACGAGUGCAACAUCACCUCCUGGGCCUCGCAACGCGCCGGUUUCGAAGCAGCAUACACGCGCUUCGGCCGCAUAGACUGCGUCUUCGUCAACGCCGGAAUCGCCGAACAAGGCGACCAAUUCUUCGACGACAGGCUUGACAGCGAUGGGAAACUCGCUGAACCAGACCGCCGUACGCUGACUCUGGACAUGGAUGCUGCGGCCGAUACCACAAAACUCGCCAUCUACUACCUGCGGAAGAACGGAAAACAAGGUGGUUCAAUAGUACUAACAGCCAGUCUGGCUGGAUAUCUAGCUUCAGCAGGCGCGCCGUUGUAUUCUGCGGCCAAACACGGUGUUGUGGGCCUGAUGCGGGCAUUGAAGCAAGAAUGUGCGAAGCUGGACAUUAGUAUUUCUGUUGUUGCGCCUGCGAUAACAGUUACGCCUAUUUUGACGGCGAAUAACAGCGUUUUGGCUAUGAAGCCAGAUGUGUAUGCGAGGGAGAUGGCAAAGGCGGGUGUGCCCAUCAACAGACCGGAGGCUGUUGCUUUGGCGGUGUGUUGGUUGUUAAAUGAGGGAGUCAAGGCGAAUGGCGCCGGCAUCUUUGUUCAGGCGGAUCGAUUCGCGGAUUUAGAAAGGGGGCUGGCGAAGAGUAGGGAGGCAUGGAUGGGCAAGGAGAUGUUGGAGUUGUUUCGUGGGGGAAGAAAUGCGCCGCUGUUUGCAAGGUUGGAGCAGGAGGGAGAAGCGAAGGCGAAAAUUUAA